CUGAACACAUGCUGUACUAAUGACUACCAAGAAAUCAUUGCUUUCUCACUAAUAUUUAAAAUAUAACAACAGCUAAAGAAGCAAGACAAUUCAUGCCUCUUUCCCCCAGGUACAAGACCACACCUGUUGAUGACUUCUACUUCAAGUCUUAUGCAGAUCUCGAUGUACAUGCAGAAAUGAUUUCAGAUUCAGUUAGAACAAACACAUACAGGCUUGCAUUACUGAAGAAUUCUGAUCGUUUGAUUGGCAAGGUAGUUGCUGAUGUAGGGGCAGGUACAGGUAUUCUGAGUUGUUUUUGUGUUCAAGCUGGUGCAAAGAAAGCACGUGGUCACCAUGCCAAUCAGUAUAUCAAUAGUGGAGGAAGAGCUGUAGCCUGUCUCUUAUACACAUCUGAUGUUGUUCUUCCAGAAAAGGUAGAUGUUAUUGUUAGUGAGUGGAUGGGCUAUUUUCUGCUGUACGAGUCAAUGUUAAACUCUGUGGUCUAUACACGUGAGCAUUGGCUAAAAGAGGGAGGUAUUAUGCUGCCCUCUAUUGCCAGUAUCUACAUGGCUCCAGUCACAGACGAGGAAACAUUAGACGAGACAACUUCCUUGUGGGAAAAAACAAAAAAAGUAUAUGGAGUGGAUAUGUCAUGUCUUGUCCCAUAUGCCCGCAAACUGCUUACUCGUAAGAGCUCUUUUCUUUAUAAAGAAUAUCCAUUGUUAAAAUAUAUUUAAGUUUCAAUUUACAGAUAACAAUACAAUUCCACAUGCAAUGUCCCAAUUGCUGAUGGUCUAGAGGCAACCCAAGGCUCCCAGCAAGGCUUUAACUCUAGUUUGUGGUCAAUACGUUUGUUAAUUGUAUUGACAACUAUAUCUUAAUUACUUAUUCAUUGGAUAGACAUUUCAGUUUUUUCACUUUAUGAAAUAUUUAUCAAUGGACUCAUAAUGAUUCCUUGUUUGUGUCUUAUAACGCAUUUUUAAUUGA
This is a messenger RNA of Anneissia japonica, 966 nucleotides long. Its product is annotated as protein arginine N-methyltransferase 6-like. Lineage: Eukaryota; Metazoa; Echinodermata; Crinoidea; Comatulida; Comatulidae. The record is from RefSeq and is a predicted model, not a curated record. Gene Ontology annotation, molecular function: protein-arginine N-methyltransferase activity. Bases 93 to 716 code for a protein of 207 amino acids. Gene Ontology annotation, biological process: peptidyl-arginine methylation. The transcript is spliced from 9 exons.